Vicugna pacos (alpaca) is the source of this 4354-nucleotide messenger RNA. It is a transcript of the gene DHCR24, whose product is annotated as 24-dehydrocholesterol reductase. Gene Ontology annotation, molecular function: FAD binding; Delta24(24-1) sterol reductase activity. Gene Ontology annotation, biological process: steroid metabolic process. Lineage: Eukaryota; Metazoa; Chordata; Mammalia; Artiodactyla; Camelidae. Gene Ontology annotation, cellular component: membrane; cytoplasm. The record is from RefSeq and is a predicted model, not a curated record.
GGCUCCCGGGGAGCAGGCGGCUGGCGGCAGUGAGCUCAGGCCAGGGCAGAGCGGGUGGCCGUGACAGGCGACGCAAGCCGACAUCCUCUCCCCUGUGCGGCGCACCACCGGCUCCACGAUGGAACCCGCCGUGUCGCUGGCCGUGUGCGCGCUCCUCUUCCUGCUCUGGAUCCGCGUGAAGGGGCUGGAGUUCGUGCUCAUUCACCAGCGCUGGGUGUUCGUGUGCCUCUUCCUCCUGCCGCUCUCGCUCAUCUUCGACAUCUACUACUAUGUGCGCGCCUGGGUGGUGUUCAAGCUCAGCAGCGCGCCGCGGCUGCACGAGCAGCGUGUGCGGGACAUCCAGAAGCAGGUACGGGAAUGGAAGGAGCAGGGCAGCAAGACCUUCAUGUGCACAGGGCGCCCUGGCUGGCUCACUGUCUCACUGCGGGUUGGAAAGUACAAGAAGACACACAAAAACAUCAUGAUCAACCUGAUGGACAUUCUAGAGGUGGACACCAAGAAACAGAUUGUCCGCGUGGAGCCCUUGGUGACCAUGGGUCAGGUGACCGCUCUGCUGACCUCCAUUGGCUGGACUCUGCCUGUGUUGCCAGAACUGGAUGACCUUACAGUGGGAGGGUUGAUCAUGGGCACGGGCAUCGAGUCUUCAUCCCACAAGUAUGGCCUGUUCCAACACAUCUGCACAGCCUACGAGCUGGUCCUGGCCGAUGGCAGCUUUGUCCGAUGCACACCGUCAGAAAACUCAGACCUGUUCUACGCUGUGCCCUGGUCCUGUGGGACUCUGGGCUUCCUGGUGGCCGCCGAGAUCCGUAUCAUCCCUGCCAAGAAGUACGUCAAGUUGCGGUUUGAGCCGGUGUAUGGCCUGGAGGCCAUCUGUGACAAGUUCACCCGCGAGUCCCAGCGGCUGGAGAACCACUUUGUGGAAGGGCUGCUCUAUUCCCUGGAUGAGGCUGUCAUCAUGACGGGAGUCAUGACGGACGAUAUAGAGCCCAGCAAGCUGAAUAGCAUUGGCAACUACUACAAGCCGUGGUUCUUCAAGCACGUGGAGAACUACCUGAAGACGCACCGAGAGGGCCUGGAGUACGUCCCCCUGAGACACUACUACCACCGCCACACACGCAGCAUCUUCUGGGAGCUCCAGGACAUCAUCCCCUUUGGCAACAAUCCCAUCUUUCGCUACCUCUUUGGUUGGAUGGUGCCUCCCAAGAUCUCCCUCCUGAAGCUGACCCAGGGCGAGACGCUGCGCAAGCUGUACGAGCAGCACCACGUGGUGCAGGACAUGCUGGUGCCCAUGAAGUGCCUGCCUCAAGCUCUGCAGACCUUCCACAGCGACAUCCACGUCUACCCCAUAUGGCUGUGCCCGUUCAUCCUUCCCAGCCAGCCCGGCCUGGUGCACCCCAAGGGAGACGAGACCGAGCUCUAUGUUGACAUUGGUGCCUACGGUGAGCCGCGUGUGAAACACUUUGAAGCCAGGUCCUGCAUGAGGCAGUUGGAGAAAUUCGUCCGAAGUGUGCAUGGGUUCCAGAUGCUGUAUGCCGACUGCUACAUGGACCGGGAGGAGUUCUGGGAGAUGUUCGACGGCUCCCUGUACCACAGGCUGCGGAAGCAGCUCGGCUGCCAAGAUGCCUUUCCCGAGGUGUACGACAAGAUCUGCAAGGCGGCCAGGCACUGAGCCGAGCUCGCCUGGAAGGGGGUGGGCCCGCGGGCGCACCUGGUCCCCAGGGCCAGGAGGCAUCCUCCCUGCUCUCAAGCUUAGCUGCUCUGCCAGAUCCACACUUUCAGAAAGAAACCCCUCCAGGAAUCCCGCCCAGACAGCCCCACUGGCUUGCUCCCAGCUUCCGGGGCAGCCAGGUGUGGUGGGAAGGACGUGGGAUUUGGAGUCAGAGAAACCAGAGUCCACUUCCCAGUUCAGCCACUCAUUAGCUCUGUGACUCUGGGCGGUCACUCAACCCCUCUGAGCCCGGCUCCUCUUCUGUUGAAAGAGGAGUAAUGCUAUCUGCCUGUUGGCUGUCAUCAUGGCUUCCUGCUCAGCAACACAUCUGACUAUGGUGCUUGGGACUCAGCAGUUGAGUCCGGUAAGGCUCUGUGUUAGGUCAGCUGGGCUCAGGUUUGGCUGGAAUGAAGAGGGUGCCCUGGGCUUGUGCUGCCAUUGCCCGACAGCCAGAGGAGCUCCUCAUGGAGAGAAGGAAGGAAGGUUCCUCUUCAUCCCUGGGGUCUCGGGAGGGCAGCAGAUGGGGUGGGCAGGCCCAAGAUAUGCUGUGCCAAAGCCAGGUCCAAUUCCAAAGUUCUCUCUGUCGUCCUUGGUGGUGUCCUACCCCUUCCUCCUUCACGCUCAGGCCUGUGGGCUCCCCGCGGCCAUUGCCUGAGUCUAUCAGAGAGGAUCAAAUCCUUGGAGAGGACACUUCAGGGUUGACUUCUGUCCCUGCCUAGGUCUGGGACACCUGCCCAGGUAGAGUGAGUGGUUUCUGCUCUGAAUUGAAUCCAGAAGACCUGGGCUCCUUGGCUCUUCACCCUCGAUGCCUAUUGUCCCCAAGACCUGCCUUGUUGUAUGUGGUUGGGUGUGUCCUCUGCUCCGCAGUGGGGGUGGGAGUCAGGGGGGUGGACCACACCAAGCAGGGAAAUGGAGCCCACCGUUCUUAAAGGUUUCGUGAGGAUCCUCACUGCUGACCGCGGGGCUGAAGAAAAGAACAUCGACUUGAUUUCUCACCACUCAUCCCCCUGUUUUUUCUUUCUCCCCCCACCCUCAGCUGUAGUUAAUUUUAGUGCCUUAUAAAUCCUAAACUCAGAGAAAAGUUCGCUCCAUUUCCGUUCCAGAGGGAAGGGAAGCUUCCUAGGUCCCUGCCCACCCGUUAAAGCUUGGUUGUUUAUGCAACUCCAUCUCAAGAACUGCCCAGCCUCAGCUGAGAACCCAGAAUCAGAAUUGUUGUGUAAGGAAGCUGGGAUUAAGUGAGUUAAGUGAGCUGUGACAGGCAGUGACAUUCAGAAAGAGAGAGGGAUCCCUGCCCCGGGAGCCAGGAGGCCUAGGUUUCAGUCCCUGCUGUAUUGUCCACCCAUGGGCAAGUCAUUUGUCCGUCUGAACUACAGUUUCCUCAUCUGUCACAUCAGUGUGAACAGGGCAAUCCAAGGCCCUUCUGCCUUAGAAGUGCACAGCUGUCUUAGACACCAGGGUUGCAAAACCCAUGAAAAGCCUUGUUUGUGUGGAAAAGUCAGAGGGAACAUAAAUGAUGCCAGUGGACACUUGGGCAUUGUUUGUCAUUUAAGGUCAAGCCAGGGCCAGCUCUUAUCUCAUUUUCAGAAAGGCGCACCUGUGGUCUGGAAGGAGGCGUCAGACUUGGCACUGCAGGUUGCUACAGUCCUCACAGAUUCCCGCUCUGGCUGACGAGGCUUCCCAUCCCCGCCCUGGGCUCGGCCCACUGUGGUGUCUCCCCGUGAGCCUAGGCAGCCUGGCACAUUCAGGGCACUCAGAAGGCAGAGGAACCACUCUUACCCAUUUGGCCUCUGGAGGGGGCAUAAGAAAAAAUAAGAAACCUCAUUCUCUCCCUUGAAUGCAAAGCAUGUGAAUUCUGGCGUAAGCUCUCCUAGUGGGCCCAUGUGCUUCUUGCUCGGCACUAAGCUGAUGAUCCUGCUUGCUGUAGAGGAACGGUUAACCCGAGCUAGACUAGCCCAACAGAUAAGGCCCAUGGUGUCCCAGUGGGGCCUCCAUCCCUGGGCCUCCAGGAGUGUGGCCAGAGAUGCCAGCAGCCUCUGUUGUCCUCAGUCCCAGAAACCAAAAUCCUGCGCUUCACCUGGAACCUGGGGCUUGGAAGGGAGGGUCUUGGGGUCACACCAGCCUCAGGUUAGUCUUUUGCUUCAGUAAUAUCUUGCCUGGAAAGGGACAGUCUUCCAAGCAUGCUGAGCUGAGUUACCAGCUCUUUCCUGUAGCCAGUCUUGUCACUCUCCGUCCAAGUGGUGGUUUCAGGUGGAAUUAAACUUAGCACAUGGUGUGGGGAGUGGGGAUGCAUAGAGGCCAGUGCGUGUGGAAAGUACAGGAAGAGGCCUGUCCCCUCCAGAGCCCCGAGUUUCUUGGCUGCAUGGUUUUCUGUGAAAUUGGGAUUGUAGCCAGUUUCUUUGGCUGGAAGGACGCAUAAUUUAAUCGGCUAUUACUAAAAGGGAAGGGAGUUGGGGGGGAGUGGGUGUGGCAGUGUACGGUGUGUGAUUUUUGACUUUUUCCUUAAUCAAAGGGACCGUGGAGAAAGGCAUGGUUCCCCCAGCAGGCUGUUGCAGCUGCAGGCGCUGUGCCUACUGUCUGGAAUACUUUGUAUCCCUGUGGCUGUGUGGCCACUGCUUCUGUAAAAAUUAAAGUGUGACCUGGAAAGUA